Formica exsecta is the source of this 1429-nucleotide messenger RNA. Its product is annotated as G patch domain-containing protein 11. Gene Ontology annotation, cellular component: kinetochore. The transcript is spliced from 3 exons. NCBI's taxonomy places the organism in Eukaryota, Metazoa, Arthropoda, Insecta, Hymenoptera, Formicidae. The record is from RefSeq and is a predicted model, not a curated record. Bases 493 to 1257 code for a protein of 254 amino acids. Gene Ontology annotation, molecular function: nucleic acid binding.
GGGGAAGGGGGCGGCGGAGAGAGCGACGCGGAAUAUCUACCUUACCUACUUCGCGUAGGACGUAUAUGACCCGCGAUCGCGAAAGUUCGGAAAAAAAAAACGAGGAAAUAAAAAAAAACCUCGUUCUAUAUCUAUAAAAUUAAUAAAAAUCUCUCUUUACAGUCGCGUGACAUAAAAGCUUGUAUAAAUUGAAUAUCUAUAAUAAUGUUCGUCGUGUUCAUAAGUGAUAAAAUAUUACAGUGAAUUUACACUACAUACAUAAUAUAUUAACAAUGUAUGACAUUCUUUCAGUGAUAUAAUGAUUUUAUAUCAAGCUAAAUAUAUACAUAGCAAUAAAUAAUACUUGAAGGUCAAGUGAAUUAUAAAAAAAAGAAGAAAACGAGAGAAAUUGUAUGAAAACUGUGUAAGGGAGUAGAGUGAUAUUUUUAAUAACAAAAUGUUUCGCAAAGUGCUAUAGCGUUUUUCUACUAAAUAUUAAUUCCACUUGUAAAAAUGUCAGACGACGAGGAUUAUAUGUCUGAUAAAUUUUUACAAGGUUCUGAAAAGCAUGUUUCAUCGAGCCUUAUACAUAGACACUCUGAUAGAAGAGAAUUUGCACUAAUGAAAAAGAAAAGCGAAAUUGAAUCGAGACUGAAGGAGAAAAAUAAAUCGAUACGAGUAGUUGAAGCAGAAAAAAGGGAGGAAGGCUUAUCGUCUGCUAUUACUAGUACAAAUAAAGGUUUCGGAAUGCUUAUGAAGAUGGGAUAUAAGCCUGGUCAAGGCAUAGGCAAGACUCAAUCAGGAAUAGUUGAACCAAUUCCUGUAGAAGUUAGAACGAACAGACAUGGUCUAGGCAAGAUAUUAAAAAAAACAGAAUUGUAUAAUCGCAAGAGUAUGAAUGCAAAGUUAGAUAAUAUGGACACGAGAGAUUUUCGUAGCAGAAUAGCGCAAGAAAAAACCGAACAACUACAAAAGUUUGAUUUAUGCAAGAGCCAAAAAGUAUGUCAAGAUUUGGAUACUAAAACAGAUGUCAUAAAACCUCAAGAAUCAUGGUUUUGGCCACAAGUAAGCAAAGAAGAAAAGGAAGCUAAUGAUACUGACGACACUGACGACUCUGAUGAUAGCGACGAAGAAACGCUCAGUAAUUUAGAAAAACUUGAUAUUCUUACUAAAUAUUUAAGAAAGACAUACUUUUAUUGCAUUUGGUGCGGAGUAAAGUUCAAUGACGAAGACGAUUUAAGAGACAAUUGUCCAGGGAAUACAAGAAGCGAUCAUUGAAUAUAUUUUUAGCAAUAAAGCUAUCUUUACAAUAUGUAUUAGAAAAAGUUAAUAUCAAUGAAAACAUCCCUUAAUCUAAUCAAUAAUUUUAAAUAAUACGAUAAUAUAGUUUAAGAAAGAAUUUUAGGUAAAUUACGUUAAAUGUGGUCAAUUUAUCGUGUACACGAGACAU